GGGAUGGUUGAGGUUGAUGGGCAGUUGAGGGUUGAACUAGCAAACAUCACCGACGAAGCAGUCUACGCCGAGCUCCAAGCGAACGACAUCAACAUGGGCCGCUGGAUAGACGAGGACCCGAGCCUCAGGGAGGUCCAGAGGUGGAUUCGUUCGAGGAGGCAGUGCUAAAUCGGCACUCGUCCUUCCUGUUGAUGAACUCGCUCGACACGAACGACGACAAGACGAGGACACAAUAUCGCCGAUAUGUCCUCUCUUCGAUCCUACAAUCUUUCAAAGACACUCGACAUGGACGGCGACAUACCGCAGCAGUGACAGUCCUGAAAAGGGGUCAUCUGUCUGAGGUAGUGGCAACACCACCAACGUCAACAACACCACCAACACUUCGCUUCUCUGCUGGUCAAACAGUUUUUCUCGCUUCUGUUCUUUUGCAUCUUUUGCAUCAUCGUUACACAAAAAGGGGGUUAGAGGGGGUUCUUGUUUUGUUUUUUUCUUUCUUUCUGGUCUUUCUUGGUUUCUGCUCUAUCCUCUCUAUUCUGUUCUUUUCUGCUGUUCUGUUGUUUGGAUCUGGCUUUUCUGCAUGGGCAGCAUAUGAAGGGCAUAAAAGUCGGGUUUUGUUUUCUUCUUGUUCUUUUCAGCAUUUUGGCUGUUGGUUCUUCUUUCCUCUUUUUCCUUUUCUUCAAAACUUGCACGUACAUACUUGCUUCUCCUUUUUUUGUCGUCGGUGCAGGGCGUCCGGUACGCGCUUUGGAAGUCUUUUGGAUGCCUGUCAGGGCUUGUGGUGGGGGAUACCUAGGAGUGGAUAGGGAAGAUAAGAGAUCUAGGGUUACUGCCUGGCGCAGGGGACUUAUUGGGAUUACCUACCUAGGAGAAAGGGGGAAGUAGUAGUGACAAUGGGAC
Molecule: messenger RNA, 897 nt
Organism: Neurospora tetraspora
Lineage: Eukaryota; Fungi; Ascomycota; Sordariomycetes; Sordariales; Sordariaceae
Exons: 2
Coding region: 192-803 (203 amino acids)
Source: RefSeq, a predicted model, not a curated record